Spea bombifrons (plains spadefoot toad) is the source of this 4584-nucleotide messenger RNA. Its product is annotated as mucin-5AC-like. The transcript is spliced from 30 exons. The coding region runs from base 1 to 4584 and encodes 1527 amino acids. NCBI's taxonomy places the organism in Eukaryota, Metazoa, Chordata, Amphibia, Anura, Pelobatidae. The record is from RefSeq and is a predicted model, not a curated record. Gene Ontology annotation, molecular function: protein binding. Gene Ontology annotation, cellular component: extracellular matrix.
AUGAAGGAGCUGGAUACUGUGGGUCUGGCUAAUGUCGCUACAGUCCCUCCGAUGCGGAUGGUCACAUCAAAUGAAUUCUCUGCAUUUGCAAAUCACAAUAGGCAAGUCUGCAGCACAUGGGGAAAUUUUCACUUCAAAACAUUUGAUGGAGAUGUCUUCCACUUUCCUGGAACCUGCAAUUAUGUCUUCUCCUCCCAUUGCAAGGGGAGUUAUGAGGACUUUAACAUCCAAUUCCGACGUUCUUUAAAGAAUGGGUUCCCAGUCAUCAGUCAUAUUACUAUGGUGGUGGAAGGAGUGUUGGUGGAGAUGUCCAAUAAAUCAGUUAUGAUUGAUAGAGUACUAGUGCAAGAGCUGCCCAUAGAUAAAUUUGGGGUUCGUAUUACUAGAAUGGGCAUAUUUUUGAAGGCUGUCGCCAAAGCUGGUGUGACGCUUAUGUGGAAUCAAGAAGAAAGCAUGACGCUGGAGCUAAGUACUAGAUAUGUCAACCAGACAUGUGGAUUAUGUGGUGACUUCAAUCAAGUUAGUGGAGAUAGUGAGUUCAGUUUCAAUGGAAUAAAGCUCAGUGCUGUGGAGUUUGGUAAUUUACAAAAGCUGAAUGGUCCAAAUGAAGACUGCAAAAAUCCACCCCUACCCACAGAAAGUAGCUGCUCAGACAAGGAAGAGAAAUGCAAGAAGGUUCUCACAUCCCCAGCCUUCUCCAGAUGCAACGAACUUGUAGAGCCUAUGGCUUACAUAGAUGCCUGUGUGCGUGACUUGUGUAGUUGUGACAGUAAAGUGCAAGACUUCUGCAUUUGUAACGUAUUUGCGGAGUACUCUCGUCAGUGUGCUCACUCUGGAGGUCAUCCUGGGAACUGGCGAACAUCAGAACUCUGCUUUAAACCUUGCCCUUAUAACAUGGUAUAUCAAGAAUGUGGGUCUCCCUGCGCUGAUUCCUGCUCAGAUCCCGAGAGGUCAAUACUGUGUGAUGAUCAUUGCUUCGAUGGAUGUUUUUGCCCCAAGGGGACUGUGGUUGAUGAUAUAAACCAUACUGGAUGUGUCCCUCACGAUGAAUGCUUCUGUGUUUAUAAUAAUCAGAAAUAUUCUCCAGGUUCGUCAUACAGUACUUCAUGUCAUUCAUGCACAUGUUCCAGAGGGAAGUGGAAUUGUACAGAGUUUCCUUGCACGGGAAGUUGUUCUGUGGAGGGUGGAUCACACAUUACUACAUUUGAUCAGACUCAAUAUACCAUUCACGGGGACUGCAGUUACGUGCUCGUUAAGCCCACUAACAGCAGUGAUUUCACUGUUCUGGUGGAACUGCGUCCAUGUGGUUCAAGCAUCACCAGUUCUUGUCUCAGGAGCGUGACACUAAGUCUACAAGGUGCACAAACAAGUGUUACUAUUAAAUCAAGCGGCAAUGUGUUCCUUAAUCAGAUUAACACCCAACUUCCAAUUUCAAUUGGCAGCCUUACAGUCUUCAAACCUUCAUCUUUUUCCAUCAUUGUAGAGACAGGGCGUGGAGUCCAGCUGCAAGUGCAGAUCACACCAAUUAUGCAGCUAUAUGCAAUUUUACAUCCCUCAUAUCAGGAUAAAACUAGUGGGCUUUGUGGCAAUUUCAAUAACGUCCACAACGAUGACUUUAAAGUGGCCAGUGGAGUCAUAGAAGGGACUGCAGCAGCAUUCGCCAACACAUGGAAGACUCAAUUCAACUGUCCCAAUAUCAAAAACAUUUUUGAAGAUCCAUGCUCUCUCAAUAUGGAAAAGGGGAAAUAUGCCGAACAUUGGUGCUCUCUUCUCAUUGAUUCUCUGGGACCUUUUGCUCCAUGUCACAGCCUGGAGAAUCCACUCAAGUACUAUUCGACUUGCGUUUAUGACACUUGCAGCUGUAAGGACAGUGAGGAGUGCAUGUGCGCGGCUCUGUCAUCAUAUGCCUAUGUGUGUGCGAAAAAAGGAGUUUCUCUCAUAGGAUGGAGAGAAAGAGCUUGCAACAAAUAUACCAUAAAUUGUGGGAAUUCCCAAGCAUACAGCUACAGUGUUACUCAAUGCCAACAGUCCUGCCGAGCCCAGAGUGAGAUUGAUGUGACCUGCGCCAUUACGUUCUUCCCUGUGGAUGGCUGUGUUUGUAGAAAUGGAACAUACAUAGAUGACCAUGGGGUUUGUGUCCAACCUAGCUCAUGUCCAUGUUAUUAUAAUGGAUUAGCAAUGGAAUCAGGAGAGACGGCCCUGGAACAUGGAGUCUUGUGCAUGUGUAACCAGGGCCGGUUGAAUUGUAUGGGUGCAAGAAAGGAUCAACCAGAAUGCUUGCAGCCAAUGGUUUAUGUCAACUGCAGCAGUGUCACAAGGGGUACCAAGGGAGUUGAGUGUCAGAAAAGCUGUCACUCAGUGGACAUGGACUGUUUCAGCUCUCAGUGCAUUUCAGGCUGUGUAUGCCCUGAAGGGUUAGUUUCAGAUGGUGUUGGAGGAUGUAUCGCUGAGGAGGAAUGUCCAUGUAUCCAUAAUGAAGCCAUAUACCACCAGGGAUCAACCAUUACAGUUGGUUGUAACACUUGCACAUGCAAAACCAGGAAGUGGCAAUGUACCCGUAAAGCCUGUUUGGGUACGUGUGCGGUUUAUGGUGACGGGCAUUACAUAACCUUUGAUGGAAAACAUUACAGCUUCAGUGGAAACUGUAAAUACACACUGGCACAGGACCAUUGUGGACAGAGCAAUAACAAAAUCUCUUUUCGGGUCAUCACAGAGAAUGUUCCAUGUGGAAGCACGGGCACUACCUGCUCCAAAAACAUCCAAUUCUUCUUGGGGGAUUUAGAGCUUCUCCUUAAUGAGGAAAGGAUCGAGAUGGUUCAGAGAGGUGACGCAAACAUUAUAAAGUAUGAAGUCCAACAAAGGGGCCUAUUCAUGGUCAUUAUAGCUGAGAAUGGAUUAACCCUGAUGUGGGACAGAAAAACCAGCAUCUUUAUCAAGCUCAGUUCAGACUUCAAGGGAAAGGUCUGUGGACUUUGUGGUAACUAUGAUGGGAAUGCAGUCAAUGACUUCACCACCAAGAGUCAAUCAGUUGUAGAAGAUUUGCUAGAGUUUGGAAAUAGCUGGAAACUGGACUCCAGUUGUCCAAAUGUUUUUGAAAACAAGGAUCCAUGUUUUGCCAACCCAUACAGAAAGCCUUGGGCACAGAAGCAGUGUGGACUAAUCAUUAGCAAUGUCUUCCGUUCCUGUCACUCUCAGGUGGAUCCUAUAAAAUAUUAUGAGUCCUGUAUUCACGAUGCAUGCGCCUGUGACACUGGUGGAGACUACGAGUGCUUCUGUACGGCUGUGGCCUCAUAUGCCCAAGCUUGCAGCGAAGCUGGAGUUUGUAUCAGUUGGAGAACUCCAACUAUAUGCCCCUUGUUUUGUGAUUAUUUUAAUACCCCUGGGGAGUGCGCAUGGCACUAUAAACCAUGUGGCCCACGCUGUAUGAAGACAUGUAGAAAUCCUAAAGGAGAGUGUCAAUAUGACUUAGUGGGCAUUGAAGGUUGCUAUCCAGCCUGCCCUGCUUCCAAACCCUACUUUAAUGAAGAUACUCUGAAGUGUGUCUCUAAAUGUGGCUGUUAUGACAAAAAAAGGAUCUUUUAUGUAUAUGGAGAAAAAGUACCAUCACAAGAAAACUGUCAAUCUUGUGAGUGUACGAGAAAUGGAGUUGUAUGCAAUUAUAAUAUAAGAGAAUGUCGCUGUGAAAGUAAAGGUCAAAUAUUCUAUUACAAUGAUGUCAUUCAAAUAAUUGAUGAUGAUGAUGAUGGCGGUGGUUGCAAAGAGCUGUUGUGUGAUGUAAAUGGAACAAUUAUAACUCUAAGUAGCAAAUGUGCAACAAGAGGACCCAGUCAUGAACCACAGCACUUCAGCACUACUGAAAAAAUGUCUUCUCCUUCAAGUCAGAUUUCAGAUCAAAUAUCAACUCCUGCCACUGCAAUGUUAACGACUUCAGCAAGUCAAAGUGGUGUUCCACUGUUCACUUUGCAAACCAAAACAUCUUCAACUACAUUUACUACUACAGCUAUUCCAGUAGUCACAACUGAGUCUUCAAAUUUACUUUUAACAUCGGGUUCAUCAGUGACCCUAGUAAAUUCAAAAAGCACAUCUCCUGAAACAGCUAAAUCUACCAGGAAUUCAUUUCUAACCCCUUUUACUACCAAACAAAUGUCAGUCACAACAACGAGGAAAUCCAGUGCAGUACUAGGAACAACAUUUUCAGAAGAAUCAUCUAAAGCUUGUAUUCCUCAGUGCCACUGGACAGGAUGGUUUGAUGAAAACCAGCCACAUUUAGAUAACGAAGGUGACAGAGAAAGCUAUGAGAUAGCCGAGGCUACCGGCAAAUCCAUCUGCAGAAGUAAAAGACACGUCAAAAACGUUCAAUGCAGGGCUCAAAUGUACCCAGAGACAUCAUUUGAUGAACUGGGUCAGGUUAUACACUGUAACCAAUCAGUAGGUUUAAUAUGCAGGAAUGAAGACAACAGACAUACUUUAAUGUGCCUUAACUAUGAGAAACGCACUAAAACCUUCAGUAUCAUUGGUUACGAGGCCUUCGAAUCUCUCUUCACAAAGCAGAGAGACAUUCAGUUCUUCUCUGGCAACUUCUAA